Gossypium arboreum is the source of this 623-nucleotide messenger RNA. RefSeq names its product costars family protein. Gene Ontology annotation, biological process: regulation of actin filament-based process. Bases 154 to 423 code for a protein of 89 amino acids. The transcript has 2 exons. The record is from RefSeq and is a predicted model, not a curated record. NCBI's taxonomy places the organism in Eukaryota, Viridiplantae, Streptophyta, Magnoliopsida, Malvales, Malvaceae.
UACCCCUUUUUCUUUAUAACCUCAGAGAAAGUUUCCUAUAAAAUAACACAUUGAUGCCAAGAACCCCAUAAGAGAAAAAAAACCUAGACAUCCUAAAACAUACAUUUGCAUAUAUUAUUGUUGUCUUUGUCAUUGUUUUUCCAAGAAAGCACAAUGAAUGUAGACGAGGAGGUGGAGAGACUCAAGGAAGAAAUUCAAAGACUAGGCCAGAUCCAAUCAGAUGGUUCUUACAAGGUCACAUUUGGGGUGCUAUUUAAUGAUGAUCGCUGUGCAAACAUCUUUGAAGCACUAGUUGGGACACUAAGAGCAGCAAAGAAACGAAAAGUUGUUGCAUAUGAUGGUGAACUACUACUGCAAGGAGUUCAUGACAAUGUGGAAAUCAUUCUCAAAGCUACAACAGCAGCAGCUCAGAGUAGCAACUAAUGCAGUUCUAAAUAAAUAAUUGCAAUUAUAGUUUUGCAGCAAAAGUUUGAUGUUAUUCUAUGUAAUUUUUCAAUGUUUAUCAUGUUUGAAAGCUUGCUUCAGCAUAAGUGCAUAACAGUAUUUUUGAAUACUCUAUUAUGAAAUUUUCCAGAGUGUACUACACCCAGAUUUGUAUAUGUUUUCUUUUGGUUACGUUCAAA